Dermacentor albipictus is the source of this 1855-nucleotide messenger RNA. The record is from RefSeq and is a predicted model, not a curated record. NCBI's taxonomy places the organism in Eukaryota, Metazoa, Arthropoda, Arachnida, Ixodida, Ixodidae.
GCCGGACCAGAGCGGCGAUGCAAUGGCCCGUGGCCGUGACGCAGGGGUUCCGACGAGAGGCGUUGCGAGGUUUGCGCGGGAAGGCUGGCGGGAGAUCGCCGGUCUCUCCGCUGCCGUCGGAACCCAGCAGCGCCAUGAUGUGUGCCGUGUUGUGCUAACUGUGCGAUCGAGGUCUGCGCGACGUAUAUGUCUCGCUGUGCCACCGAUUAUCCAUCCAUUGUGGGUAUAAGUGUCACGAGCUGCAACAACCACGACGUCCAACUCGGGACGUCGGUACCAACAAUUGACGCCCGUGGUUACGCGCAACGUUUUGAGGCCAGAGGAGGAGGAAGAAAAAGGAGACAGCGCGCGGCGGUUGCAUCAUCGGGAGCGCCCCGUCUCACGAGAAGGAACGACACGCGCAGUGCUCGCACAGGGCCCACACAUAUGUGCGGCAUCACAGAGUGCAUCGACUGGCUUCCCGUGGUGGGCGGCUGGCUGGUGAAGGCGUGGUGCUACUACGCCUACGUGAUCGUGUUCUGCGGCUCCGUGGUGAACGACGACGCGGUGCGGUUGGCCUUCAUCGUGGGCUUCCACGUGCUGCUGGCGCUGCUGCUGUGGUCCGAGCUGGCCACCAUCGUCACCCCCGCGCCGUCCGUGCCUGCCUACUUCACCCUGAGCGAGCUGGACCUGCAGCUGCUGCAGGAGGCGCGCACCGAGGAGCAGCGCAAUGGUUUCCUCGAGAUCCUGGGCCGCCAGCGCGGCGUCCUCACCCGGGGUCUGGACGGCGCCGUGCGCUACUGCGAGGUGUGCCGACGCAUCAAGCCCGACCGGGCGCACCACUGCUCCGUGUGCCGGCGCUGCGUGCUCAAGAUGGACCACCACUGCCCGUGGUUCAACAACUGCGUCUGCUUCAGCACCUACAAGGCGUUCCUGCUGACCAACCUGUACGUCAUCCUGUUGUGCACGUACGCGCUGUUCACGGCCGCAAGCCACUUCCACGAGGUGCCCUGGAACCACUGGCGCGUCACUGGGCCCGCCGUACAGGUCACCACCAUGGCUAUCGUGGCGGUAGCCUUCUCAGUGUCCGUCGGCUCCUUCUUCCACUUCCACGUCACGCUGGUGGCGCACAACCGGACCACGCUGGAGUCGCUGCGCAGCCCGCGGUUCGUGGACAAAGGCGACACGUUCGACCUCGGCUGCAGCAACAACUUUGUCGAGGUGUUCGGCCGCAGCUGGCUCCUGUGGCUGUUCCCCGUAUUCACGAGCCUGGGCGACGGCUCGCGCUUCCCCACCAAGCUGCGCCCGCACAACCGCGAGUACUUCCGGCCCGGCGCCGUUUAAAGUGCGGCCUCUUCUGCGCCCCGUGCACGCUGACACGCAAAGUGCCUCGGUGAAGCCAAAGCCCUGCCUGCGAAACCUAUACCGCCGGCGUGUCGUGGGUGCAGUUGGGAGGAUUCGUUGCCGCGUGCUUUCUUGACUGUGCGCACGUCAACUUCGCUGGAACUGAGCAACCUCUUACGUCACAUCAAACUCCUCUAAAUAUCGUACCGUGAAUUGCUUAUGUCGUGCCCGUUGUAUGAAUAAUAAACCAAGAUAAGCAUGCUCGUAACUAUAACCGUUCUGCAAUUACAUAAGAAUAUAUUGUGUGCCCUCUUUAAUAUGUCCCCGAGUAAUAUAUACUUUAUGUAACUUUCCAAGAACACAAACAUUUUCGGGACUUUCGUUUUCUUAGGUGCCUCGAACGUAUUCAUGCCGGUCUGUGUAUUUGACAAGCCAAACCUGAAGCAAGAAUACAAAAGAAAAAGGUGUACACGGUAUUCAGUAAUGAAGCUUAUGGAGACGUGGCAUCUGGCAGCUUGUUCAGACGUUGUCU